Messenger RNA from Lottia gigantea (owl limpet), 162 nucleotides. RefSeq lists its product as hypothetical. The transcript has a single exon. The record is from RefSeq and is a predicted model, not a curated record. NCBI's taxonomy places the organism in Eukaryota, Metazoa, Mollusca, Gastropoda, Lottiidae. The annotation marks the transcript as partial.
ACUGGAACUUGUAGAAUGAAGACUGGAACUAGUAGAAUGAAGACUGGAACUAGAAGAAUGAAGACUGGAACUAGUAGAAUGAAGAAUGGAACUAGUAGAAUGAAGACUGGAACUAGAAGAAUGAACUGGAACUUGAAGAAUAAACUGGAACUAGAAGAAUAA